AUGGUUUACUAUUACCUUGUGGCCACCCUCCUCGCCGCCCUAAAUGGCUUGGGGGUCUGGCAUACCCUUCCGCUUGGGAACGCCCCAAGCACUUCUCUGUGGCGCACUAUCGGAUCAUUGGAGAUUGCCACAUCCAUUUACGGCCUGAAGCGUGUCCGGCCAUAUGUUUUCACCGAGGAUGACGCCACCAUCGGAGAAGAUGUUUACUCGUACCAUUCGGCCGCUCAAGAAGCCUACGAGCGGGCCAAGCUGGAUUUGAAGCGAUCGUCAGCGGCCGUUUCCGCCCUCUCCUCCUCCUCUUCCCCCUUCCCCACCUCCUCCUCCACUACUGCGGACUACAUCUUGGAUGACACGUUCUGGACCACGACGGAGCCCCAGCCCUCCUUCAACAUCCACAUAUGGGGACCGAUUUUUGUGGGCCUCUUCGUGCUCCAGGUGUAUGUCCUGAUUACAGUCCUGGAACUCAAAUCCCGUGAUGCAAUCCGAGGACAGCUCGACGUUAGCGACCUCGCGGGCGAUGUCCGAGAAUGCAUCGACGCGAGCCGGAAGAACACCUUCCUCCUAGUUGAAACAGUGAAUAGCCUCUGUGCCCACGUCAACGGCCAGAGAGAGGACCUUGGUUCCCUGUCCGAGGUCUUCAACCAGAUGUCUUGGACCAGCACCGCCAACACAGAGAAGAUUGGCGACAUCCUCCGAGACGCGGUUAAGCGCAUGGACCAGACAUGUCAACAAGUGGUGGAUAUCAUGACAUCCACCGACACCCAGCUGUCUGAAGUACGUACCAGGACUCGUGAACUGUGGGAUCGUACAAAGAACUUCUCUGACAUUCCAAAGAAUCUAGCAAAGCUAAACAGCAUGUUGGGGAAAGACAUUUCCGAUGGCAUGGAUGCGCUGCGUCUCUCCCGGGGCAACAGGGAGAUUUUUGGCGCCGGAGGCGCCGCCAAGAACCCCGCCUCAUUUGACGCGCCCCUAAGCCCCGGCAUCCUGGCCGGUAUGAGGGCGAGUAUGGAUGCCCUCAGCCCAAGCCUGAGCCCCCGAUCCUCCGUUUCCUUCAACUCACAAUCCACACCCUCCUCUCAGCGGCCUACCCCUGCGGAUCCCAAGCCUGCGGCCGCUGUGAACUCGCCGCCGAAGACCCCUUCGCCCAAAACCAAGGUCGUUGAGCCGGAGGAGGUUCAAGAACGAGAGCCAAUGACUUGGCACUCGGUGAGACGCCCGCCACCUCUCUGA
This is a messenger RNA of Penicillium brevicompactum, 1230 nucleotides long. RefSeq lists its product as uncharacterized. NCBI's taxonomy places the organism in Eukaryota, Fungi, Ascomycota, Eurotiomycetes, Eurotiales, Aspergillaceae. The record is from RefSeq and is a predicted model, not a curated record. The transcript has a single exon. The coding region runs from base 1 to 1230 and encodes 409 amino acids.